This is a messenger RNA of Guillardia theta CCMP2712, 573 nucleotides long. RefSeq lists its product as hypothetical. The transcript is spliced from 2 exons. The record is from RefSeq and is a predicted model, not a curated record. Lineage: Eukaryota; Cryptophyceae; Pyrenomonadales; Geminigeraceae. The coding region runs from base 1 to 573 and encodes 190 amino acids.
AUGGUGACGGUGAGGUGGCGCGAUGAUGAUGACGACAUCAACAAUGACGUGUAUCGCUCGAAGAAAGCUCGCAGCUUGGCCGACAGGUUGAGCAUGCAUGGUCUACCAAAGGGAUGCAACAUCGUAUGCGCGGGAACCACUGCUCUCAUCCUUUUUUGUGCCAUCGUGUUGUUCGCUUCUAUCAGAGCGACUCACGGGGCCCACGGGAGGAUCAAGAGUCGAAACAUGUUUGCUAGAGACAAGAAGUUACAGCAGAACGACUGGGAUAAGACCUUGAUGGGCAUGUCGACCAGACGAGGGUGGAAGCGAACGGCAGCGAAAGACCUCGAUGACCAAGUGCGAUCAGUCCAGAACAUGGAGGAUGAACUGAAAGCCUUGAACGUUGGGGGUGGAACAAGCGGGGGGGGGAGAGGAGGAGGACUCCGAAAGAAAGAGUUCCUCGAUCCCAUGGAGCCGAUGCAGCAGUACAUGAAGUAUCAGCAUGACAAGUCGAAGACGCAGGGACGGAGGAAGAGUAAGGGUAUCUCUGCCGCCAUGCAGAGCUACAUCGAUGACGUGGUGGGAUCAGUGUAG